CAGAGGUUAUGAUUUUUGGCGUUCAUUUUGCUACGAGUUUGAUCAGAAGUGUGUCGGACUGGGCGUCUCCAUUAAUAUAUUAAAUUUUAACUUCCGUGAUUGUGUAAAAAGUUCACUUAACAUCAUGGAAAAUACAACUGUGGAAGAUUUCGUGGAUCAACUUCUAAGCAAGGAAGCUGGAGAAACACCCUGUGACGUAAGAACAGCCAAAGAUUUAGUACUAGUACUACCAAAAUGGUUCAACGAAGAAAAAUUCAAUCAGGCUCGUCGUUUCUAUUGGCACAACUGCUACGGCUUGACCCUGGCGAUGUUACUAGGAUUAGUGAAUGUGUUGGCCGUGCCCUCCAUACUGAAGAUCCUGCUGGGUGCUAGGCGAUCGAACGACGUGUACCCAGCCUUCAAGCGGUACCUCUCCACCUUUCUACACGCAGUCUCCUGGUUUGAGACAGACCUCAAGCCAGGCAGCUAUUCCUGGGAAUCAGUUUAUAAAGUUCGCAAACGUCAUAUUCUUAUGACCAAAGCGGCGAUGCUGAAGGGACACGGCAUUAUAUGUCAAAGAGAUCUAGCUCUGACGCUUUUUGGAUUCGUUGGAUUAUCUUUUUUAAAACCAGAUAAAUUCGGCAUAGAGACGUUAGAGGAAGAUGACUGGGACGCUUAUAAUCAGUUUUGGCGAGUCAUAGGAUAUAUGAUUGGCAUCGAAGAGAGAUAUAAUAUAUGUCGAAGUAAUGUCGAAGAGACGCGUCAAGUGUGCCGUUUAAUAUUGCACCGAGUGUACACUCCGUGUCUGAGUAAUCCACCGGAGUACUUCGAGUACAUGGCCCACAUCAUGCUGGAGGGGGUAUCCUCCGCUAACCCCACAGUCAACACGCCCUCCCUACUCUACUGGACAAAGUACUUAGCGGAGGUGCCAGGGUACGUGUAUACGGAAGGGGAGAGGAUUCAAUUCCAACAAUUGUUGAGAAACAAAUUGAACGGCAGAUCGGAAGAUACAGGCGUUGACUCUUCCACGUUAAUGUCGAAGCCUUUUAUUGAAAAAGCUAACAAUCGUCUCCUGUUCGUAAGAGAUUACGAUUCCUUCGAAACAAUACCAGAAUACAGAGAGCUGUCGAUGUUUUCUAGAUUCAAGCUUUUGUUUAAUUCGUUAUUUACAAAAGUAUACACCACAUACUAUGGUCGAAGAUUUUUAAACACAACAUUUCUGUUUAUUAUUAAGUUAAUGAAGGAACAUCCGAAAAUAAUUUUUUUUAUGUUGCACAUAAAGGUAUCAGCGAGAUAUCUAUUUAAUUUCCCCUUAGACAAUUCAGGUUUGAAACCUAAUUCCGCAUUUAAUAAAACAACAAAAUCACCUUGGUACAAAACUAUUUUAUCGUAUUUGUACCCGAAAAAAAUUAACAAGAAAGGCCAAGGACAUGAUCGUUGACUUUCAUGUUUUUUUUUUAAUAAAUGCUACUUUUAUUUAUUUUGACUGUUUAUUAAUUGUUUAUGUCAUAAUUGAGAUCGUCCUUGCAAAUCUGAGAUCACAGAUAAUUAUUUCUCAUAUUACACUAUAUCUGAUUUAUUAAAAGUUUUCAUAUUGAUUUAAUUAAAUUAUCAAUACAUCCGCGUUCCGUAACCGACACACGAGCAAAUUAGCAUUACCAUAGACAUUAAGUUAUUAAAACUUUCGUGAGACAUUAUAGUAUAUAAAUUAUAACACGACUACGUGCCUACACCGAAUGUUACCACGUGAGUUUAGCCGUGUUAUAAUAUGUAGUACCAUAGACAUCUCAAGUAGCGCAUACGUUGUUGUCUUUUAAUCGACAGAGGGGAUAUGCAGACAGAUAUCUUGGCAAUCUAUUAAAAUUGCAAGAUAGUUUUAAUCUUAAGUAGAUAAUACAAAACUUAUAAACACAAUAUCUACGCUAGUUCAUCUAGUUUUUUUCGACAAAACUUGCCUGUUUAUUAAAUUUAAGGUACUUCGCUUGUAGUCCAUUUUAAAUUAAAUAUAUGUAAGCUACUAGAGGAUUAUUUACAACCGUCACCCCGCUCUGUCCCCACGUGAGAAUGAAAAGUUUCAUCCGUCCCACCUUUUAGGCCCACUAUCACCAAUAAGGUUACAGAUGGAACUGAUAUGAAAUAAAAUAAGUUCCAGCGUCCUCUCGUCGCAAAAGUUGGGACGGAUCAAACUUUUUAUUCUCAUCUGUUCCUACUUGGGGACAGAGCGGGGUAACGGUUGGGAAUAAUCCCAGUUUUUUUCUACUAUAAUGUUAUGCAACGUAUUUUUUAAAGCCGUUGCCAGGAGACCCUGCCUUGCUGAGGAUCAAAAAACAUAAUCUAUAGAUACAUGUAAUAAAAUUGUAGUGUCUGUAAUGUUAAAAGAAAAAUUCCAUAUUUAAGGAAGAUGAUGUAUUUGCGUU
Messenger RNA from Papilio polytes (common Mormon), 2396 nucleotides. RefSeq lists its product as uncharacterized. The coding region runs from base 125 to 1420 and encodes 431 amino acids. The record is from RefSeq and is a predicted model, not a curated record. NCBI's taxonomy places the organism in Eukaryota, Metazoa, Arthropoda, Insecta, Lepidoptera, Papilionidae. The transcript is spliced from 6 exons.